AAUAUAUAGUUGCGUACCCGCCGCUGUGAACCACCGUCUACUUUCUAACUUGGGCGUUUAGCCCCGCUUGACUCCCGUUUACCUUACUUUUCGCACAUCCUACUCCCCCAUUAGUGACUGGGGAGUGUGUUUGUAUCCCUGCCUCACAGUGUCGACUAUACUCCUCAAGUACCUGCCUUGCUCUCGCUUCUAGCAUGCCAGUGAGGACAAGAAACCAAGUAGCGCUGCAUCGUGAUCGUUCCGACCACAACGACCAUCAGCCUCUUUACAAACUUCCCCCUGAAAUCAUUUCCGAGAUCUUCCUAUAUGGCCUCCCGGAUGUCUUACCAGCUAUGAUGAAGAUGGCCCUGGAUUCAUUGAGUGAUCUGUGGAAUGAGCGUAUACGCUAUCUCACCUUGAUCACAGGCGUGUGCGCGCUGGUUCGAGGCGCCAUCUUGUGUGAUCCUUUAUUUUGGAACGUGAUAGGAUAUGCGCAUAAUCGGGGUCAAGAAACCCUGGUGGAGACGUAUCUGGAAGCGAUGUCUGUAUUCAUUCGGCGUUCAAGAAACGUGAACGUGCAUCUCGUCUUGGUUGACUCCGACCCGUUUCGCCUGACAAUUGGUGUGGAAACAUUGCAAAAGCUUCUUUAUCCCAUCCUUCCCCGGUGCUCUACCCUUGUGUACCGAGCUUAUUCUCCUCUUCCCUUCUUCCCCCUCCCUGGGAAGUUGAAGGCCCUAAAAACCCUUGUGAUCGCGGCAGUCGGGCUUCAUCGUGAUGGAACGUAUUUCCCAAUUUUUGACGACCACAACCCGGGUUGUUCCCUCGAAGACCUCGGUUUAGAGACUUGGUGGUUCGAUAAGGAUAACAAGACUUUGGGGGGGAGUUCGACCUUUGCUUCUGUGCGUACUCUGACUUGUAGCUUCCAGAAUGGGCAUCUUGUGGUCGACUUGCAUGUUGAGGGCUUUUGGAGCGGCUGGGAUUUUGAUAUCACCACUCAAACACCACGGGAAAAACGUAUCAUCAUUCCAUCCCUAAUCUCGGCUCAAGUCGCACUCAAUGCGUCCCAUGGGUUCUUCCAAUUGGUGAAUGCUCCUCAAUUACAACAUCUGUGCCUCAGUCCCUUCAGGCCAACCAAGGCAUUCCCGUUUAUAAGCAGUCGGAUUCUCACUCUUCAUCCGAGCCUGACGACAUUCCCAAGUUUGAAGACGAUCCGCAUCGAUAUGUCGACGUGCCCCGCAAAGGUGAUGGAGAGAUUACUAUAUAACGGGACCUCGCUUGUGAUGAUUGAAAUGCUAUCGGCCAACCUCUUCACUCUCGAUACCUUUCUAGACAUCCUUUCAAACAGCAACACGGCCCUUCCACUUCUAUCCUUUGUUCGAAUCGUGUGGACAUUUGAUUGGCGUGAAUCACUCCACUCAUAUCCUGUUUGGGAAAAGAUCGCGAAGAUUCUGAUGAACUCCAAGGAAAGAAAGAACGUUCGGAUAGAGCUUGUUCGAGAUCCUGCCCAAUGGGAUGCCCGUUACAUAGACGAUUCGUAUCCGGCUUCGUUAGCACCGCAGAGAAUAGAGAAUGUGAAGGGGAAUGUUCAAACUGUUGAACCCCUGCACAUGAGAUAUCAAAGGCUCUAUGGGUCUGAGGCGUAAAUCCAUUCGUUCUGAUGGUUGUUCGUAGUAGGUUGCGAUUUGUAGCUUUGCUCGAGAACGGCUCGUAUGUACUGGCCGACAUGCCAUGUCACGAUGACUGUCAUCAGCACCCUCGGGGCAUUCACUCCGUUUUGAGGCAAAGUAUCCAAGCUUGGAUAUUAC
Molecule: messenger RNA, 1784 nt
Organism: Cantharellus anzutake
Lineage: Eukaryota; Fungi; Basidiomycota; Agaricomycetes; Cantharellales; Hydnaceae
Exons: 3
Coding region: 195-1622 (475 amino acids)
Source: RefSeq, a predicted model, not a curated record